GGCCCGGAUAUCGCUUAGUCUGCUGUCGGCGCCUCAACUGCCAAGUAAUCGCUGGUUACUCGUGGAGCUCGAGAUCUCGAGAACUGUCGCCGCCUCGUGUUCUGUGUUCUGAUCGACAACGCCGCGUAUGCGUGAUAUUGCCUCGAAGGAUAACAGAAAGUGCUUUUAGUGUCUGUCCUUUGCCGGAUCCGCGUCAGUGUAUCGUCGUUUGUGCCGCGUUCUGUGUCGUAAUAAAUCAUCGACGUCCAUUCAAUAUUUUUUUCAGCUCUCCUGAAAUUUAUUCACUAGAAAGCUGCCAACAUGUCGGUCAGACUGAACGAGACGACAACCAUUGUUGACCGGAUGGUCAACUUCUUCGUGGAGCACGAGGAUCUGCGAACCAAGAGCUGGUUCCUCUCGAAUGCCCCCGGACCGCUGUUCAUGAUCCUGGGAGCCUACCUGUACUUCUGUCUGUACGCAGGACCUCGUUACAUGCGUGAUCGCAAGCCUUUUGAGCUAAAGAACACUCUUCUGAUCUACAAUGCUGUCCAAGUGCUCUUCAGUUGGGUGCUCUUCUACGAGGGAUACAAGGGCGGCUGGGGUGGUCACUACAACUUCAAGUGCCAGCCGGUGACCUACGAAUCGGAUCCCAUUUCCAUGAGGAUGGCUCGUGCCGUGUGGCUGUACUACAUUGCCAAGAUCACCGAGCUCUUGGACACCGUGUUCUUUGUCUUGCGCAAGAAGCAGCGCCAGAUCUCGUUCCUCCACUUGUACCAUCACACUCUGAUGCCCGUGUGCGCCUUCAUUGGUGUUAAGUACUUUGCCGGUGGCCAUGGAACCUUGCUGGGCUUCAUCAACUCCUUCAUCCACAUCAUCAUGUACGCCUACUACCUGCUCUCCGCAAUGGGACCCGCUGUGCAGAAGUAUCUGUGGUGGAAGAAGUACAUCACCAUCCUGCAGAUUGUCCAAUUCCUGAUCAUCUUCGUGCACACGCUGCAGAUUCAGUUCCAGCCCAACUGCAACUUCCCCAAGUCGAUUGCCGCACUUUUAACCUUCAAUGCUGGCCUUUUCACCUACAUGUUCAGUGCCUUCUAUGUGGCCAACUAUAAGAAGGAGGCGGCUGCCCAGGCCAAAUUGGCGGCGAAAAAGGAGUAGGAAGCGACGUUAGUUGGCGCUACCUUAAGCUAUGCACAUUUAUUUUUAUGAUCCCUUCAAAUCCCUGAAUCCCCAUCCCUAUCCCCGAGUCCCCAUUCCCAAAUCAUAUCCUCCCCCUAGAGUUAUACAUAGGUCAAGAUGGAUAUUAUACAAUCUGUAGUUGCGUAAGCUUGUUUCGUAGUAUUUUGUUAGUUCGAGGAUAGCGGCCCCUUUACUUGUACUUGUUUGGAUCAGUCGCCAUUGCAGAGUGCAAGAGAUGUCUGCACUUUCUGUAUUGGGAUAGUGUAAUAGUACCAAAUAUUAUAGUUUAGUGAUUAGACUUUAUCCUAUGGACUGUGAAAGUCGAAGUCAAGGUUGGACAGGCGAAUGGCAGGUGUAGAUUCGGAGGACUCUGAACUUUUGCCUGUAUCGAAACCACCAAGCAGAACUGUCCCACUUUGUAAUGCCCAAUUUUAUGAUGAUGAAAUGUAAUUUUUUAUAUUUUAUUUGCAAACAAUAAAAAACGAUUCAUAUGUAAAAAA
This is a messenger RNA of Drosophila eugracilis, 1655 nucleotides long. RefSeq names its product elongation of very long chain fatty acids protein AAEL008004. Lineage: Eukaryota; Metazoa; Arthropoda; Insecta; Diptera; Drosophilidae. The coding region runs from base 301 to 1134 and encodes 277 amino acids. Gene Ontology annotation, biological process: fatty acid elongation, saturated fatty acid; fatty acid elongation, monounsaturated fatty acid; very long-chain fatty acid biosynthetic process. The record is from RefSeq and is a predicted model, not a curated record. The transcript has 5 exons. Gene Ontology annotation, molecular function: fatty acid elongase activity. Gene Ontology annotation, cellular component: endoplasmic reticulum membrane.